GUAACGGUGUCCGGCAGUCCACACAGACAGACCCUCUCUCUGUCCACUGUGCUUUUAUCCCUGCUUCCGUAUUGUGCCUGUCGUCACCGGCGGGUCGAAUGUGAUGCUCCUCAUAUUCCACCCUUCGACGAGGACAAUACGACAAGGAAGCUAGGAAAGCACCAAUCCCUCGAUCAGAGACAACGACAAGGCGGCACACUCACACUCACAUACAUACAUCGAUCAAUCAAGUCACCCUUUCAAAUCCUCACUGUAGGUCAUCUCACCGAAAUGACACACCACACAAACACCCCCACCCCAGUGUAGCUACAGCAGCCCACUCUUGGGUUUGGGCCUCUCGGGCGGCCUCAGCUGUCUGUCGCACCUGCAUUAGCACUCUCGCCCUUGUCGCCCUCAGCAGCAGCAGCAUCGGCCGGCGGUGUGUCGGCCGCUGCUGACGGCUCCUCUGCUGCCGUGCCCUCGCCCUCGCCCCCUCCGUCCUUGCCGUCGACCAGUGCCAGGUUGAUGGCGCGUGCCAGCUUAGUGGGCACCUGCUUGACCGACGUGGCCAGCCGUGUUGGGACCAUGUUGAUGAGCACAGCGAUCUUCUGGAUGAGCUCCAGCUUGGUGGGCAGCUUGCUGAUGGCGUCCACGCCCUCGGCGUCCAGCACGGUGCUGUCAAACGACCCGCCUUUGAUGACGUUGUGCUCCCGGAAGUCGGGCAUGCCCUUGCCGAACUGCUUGAGCGCCUCCAUGACGCCCUUGUAGUCCUCGUGUGUCACAAACACAUAGAGACUCUGCCCCGUCGCGCCGUUGGCGUAAUCCUCGAAGUCAGUCCCCUUGGCGGCCACACGCAGGAGGCGGUUCUUGACCGUGUGGAUCUUGGUGCCUUCAGGCAGAGACCGCCGCAGCUUCACGCGCUCGUUGGGGCCGAGCUUGCUCCCCUCCAGAGCGAACAGCAGGUUGGUGUCGCCCAGGAGGUCAGAGAACUUGUCGAUAGUCGCCUGCUUGCCCUCCUUUGUGGUUGCCGUGCCCUGGGCGCCGCCAUGCACACGAGUCCACAAGAGAUCUUCGCGAGAUGCCGGCCGCCUGAGGAAAGAUGGUGAGGGUGGGACGAAAGCAGAUGCAGCCAGGGGGUGGGUGCCAUGGGCGAGGAGGAGGGAGGACGCGACCAGGGUGCACAGCAGGGCAGUGCGGCAGGAUCCACUUGUUGGUGCAGAUCUUCUUGGUUGGUGUGGAGGGCAGGGAGAGGGGGCCUCUGCCUCCCUAUUCCGCUUCAUUCUCCAGACAGAGCCUUGCCGACGAAGUUGCC
Messenger RNA from Vitrella brassicaformis, 1291 nucleotides. The record is from the annotation of a GenBank genome assembly. NCBI's taxonomy places the organism in Eukaryota, Vitrellaceae.